GCCCAAAUUUGUUCAGUUAGAGAAGUCCCAUUUCCCAACAGUCUGAUUUCUGCUAUACAAGCACUUUCUACAACACUGCCUUAGAUCUCAGUUUACAACAUAUCAAUUUGUCAAAUCAAUCCUAAGUAUAUAUCUUACAAACAGCCUUGCCCGUUUCUGGCUAUAGACGGGCCAAAACAGACACAAAGUUUAAAUAAUAAAAAACGAUGGCCACAACAGUUCCUUUAGUUUGGCAUGGCGGACAGCUCUACAUACUACGAUUACCCAUGACCCUCAACUUGUUGGCCAUUGCUAUGGAGAAGAAGCCAGUCAUAUCAUAGUAGUAGAAGUAGAAAUAUAUUUAUCCACAAUUCAGAUGUACUUUAAUUCACAUGCAGACUGUUUUCUCAAGACCAUAAAGUUUUGGCUUCCUCCCACCAUUUGCAGAGCAUGUAACAUAAUUUUAGCUCUGUGACUGGAUGUUUCUAGCAGAAAUGCACAUUGGGAGUUAAUUUCUCUCUGAAGUUUAUACAAGCUUGUACCUUCAAUUUUUAAUCAAUGAAAAAAACAUUUAAAAUCUCUGAUUCAUGUCUACCCAAGCUGGAGAAGUGUUCCAACUAGGAGUCACACAAUGUUGUCUAUGGGAAAAAUGUAUCAGACUUCCAGAAUCAAGGGUGCCCAUAAUAGCUCCUCCAACUUUCCAACUCUAUUUACUAUUAACUGGGUACAUGUAUCUGUAAAAAAAAAAGAUAGUCCACAACUAUAAACGUGUGUAUUGUGGAACGUCUCUCAGUUUACCACUUGUAGUAUUGGAUACUGGACGUAAUUUACAUUAUGCAAGGAACUUGGAAAAAUGAGAAAAUAAAGCCUUGCUAUUUUUGGUUAGCUUUCUACAAGCAUGCGUCUAUAUUUGUUGAUGGAGAAAGAAAAGGCAGUCAGGCAGUGACAGAAAAGGCAGUGCCAGGUACUGAUGGUCAGUGGAAUUUUAAUAAGACCACUGCACUGGCUCAACACAAUGCAACAUCAUCCAGCUGCGCACUGCAUUGGCCAAUCAAAUAUGUGCAUACAGUCAUUCCAAGUUGAUUACUUUAUACUGUUACUUUCUGAUGAUAACCAUGGAAAUUUCUGACUUGAACUUGAAUUCUCUUGAAAAGAGUAUCACAAAUGCAUUAUUAAUUGUGGUGAAGCUCUAGACUGUCCUGUGUCGGGGUGGAACAGGUUCAGCAUGUCCUUCACGCGGUAUCGGGGACACUCCUUUCGGAAAUAGCGAGUGUAGAUCGGAAGUUGAUAUAGGGAUGCCAGUCCUUGAUGUGCUGGCUUCAUUUGCUUACAAUAGUAGAACUAAACCCAUGCAAAAACAUGGUACUUAAAUUGCUAUAUGUACAUAACUGCAAUUUGAAUCUUCAUGUUCAAGUAUUAAAGUCAGUGUUGGUAGCCUCACUGUUAGAAAAGCAGAUGUGGAUCUAAAAAUGCACUGUAUCAACACUACAGUCUUGGCAGGGGCAAUCUCUUUUCCUCUUUUCUUUUAAGUUUCCUGGCAGGAAGCCGUAUUUCCAUUAGUUGUUAUCUGCAAUUAAGUGCAGAGUAAGUAAAUUACCAGGUGUGUGUGUGUGUGUGUGUGUGUGUGUGUGUGGGAAGGGGGGGACAGUUAUGAUGAGGUGCUGUAAUGUGAAUUAUUAAAGAUGACAAGCUGCUUGUAGCCACAAAUGGUAUACAGUCUUUUUAAAAGUGUGUUGUAGGAUAAGUUAAAACUGAAGUAAAAGCAAAAUAUUGUGUGUCAUCCAAACCUUGGUAAACAAAACCACAAAACAACAACAUAGGCCUGCAGUCACGAGGGAAAUCACUUUCCCGACAUUUCUCUCCCCCGUGUAACUUAGUCAGUUCCGUUCACCUCAUCCACCCAUGUGUUACUCCCCCAUCUCUGUUCAUGCCACUGGGGUGCUAAACCGGUUGAGCGCUUCCCACGCUCCUCUCCGCCCAGGCUUGUCCCAGAGUCAAACUAUGCUGCCUAACUGCAGCCAAGACUCUGGAUCAUUUAAUAACAGACGCAGGAGCUGAAAUCUGUGUGUACUAAAAGAAAGACCCGACUCCAUUGAGAUGAAUAACGCUUAGUUUCUCAUGGAUUAUCCUUCUCAGUGUUUCUUGGCCCCUACACCAAACAAGCCAUGGGCCUGCGUUCAACACUGGGAAGUCUCCUGUUUUUCUUUGGGCUAUAUGGAAUCUCAACGGGAUUUGUACAGGAAAACUGUACCAACUACAAGGUCCAGUUUGAGAGGGUUUACUCUGUUCCUGGGGAUAUGGCUAUGCUGAAUAGCACCCUGGUGUCUCCAGAUGUCUUCAGCUUCACAACUGUCCCUUACAACAUCACCUGGUAUGACUCAAAGACGGGCCGAGAAAUGAGCAACCAGACCGGUCGAAUCCUGGUUUACGGGGAGACUCUGUGGUUUCUUAACAUGACACUGGACGAUGACGGGGAAUAUGUGAGCAUACUGAGAACUCCCUCUCGCUGCUACAGGCAGGCCACCAAGCUGGUAGUGGAACUGCCAAUUGCUGGAGAGUGUGGUAGGCCAAGGAAAGCUAUUCAAACACUUAUGAGGGGAGUCACUGACAGCCUGUCCUGCCCUCUGAAGGACUACAUCAAUAAACUGAACAGCUACAACAUCACUUCCUCCAUCAAGUGGUACAGAGGUUGUGACCCCAUUGUUGAUGGGACAGGCAAGUAUACCUACUGGGAUACAACCCACCUGAAGAUUGAUGGGGUGGAACCUCAAAACAACAGCCUCUACACCUGUACCUUGACCUUCACUCUCGGAGGCAUCACAGGAUCCGUGUCAGAGACCAUUGACGCAUGGGUUAGAGUGGAGUAUUAUUUGGUUCCAGAAGUGCAUGAACCAGCCAAUGAAAUCUUCAAGGCACAGAUAGGGUCCAAUUUCAGCAAGCAGUGCCGAGUGUUUGUGCCAUCUGUUGGGAGCCCUUCAGUUGAUAUCUUUUGGUUGGUCAGAGGCGUUUUGAUUUUCAAUACCAACCCCUCUGAACGUGUCUACACGUCAAAUAAACGUUUGUGGAACCAGGAUGUUCCUCGUAAAGGUGUGUGGUUCGAGCGACAGCUGUUGGUUUCUGAGCUGAGGGAGGAGGAUUUCCACAUCAACUACACUUGUCGAGCAUACAGUGCCAGAGGCAAUCCUGAGGGAUAUUUUACUCUGCUACCAGAAGAUCCCAACAUCAUACUUCCCAUUGGAUUCAUGCUUGGUGGCAUGACGGUUCUCUUUAUCAUCAGUGUCACCAUCUACUACCUUUUUAAGGUUGACAUUGUGCUGUGGUUCAGGAGAGCGUUUCCAGUCCUCUAUUCAAAUAAAGAAUUGGAUGGGAGGCUGUAUGAUGCCUAUGUGGCAUACCCACAGCCCUGUUCAAUCGGAUUCAGCAAGGAAGUGGAGACAUUUGCCCUUCACACACUGCCUCAAGUGUUGGAAAAAGCUUGUGGCUACAAACUCUUCAUAGCAGGCCGUGACUGUCGGCCCGGGCAGGCCAUCGUGGACUCAGUGGAAGAGAAUAUACAAGCCAGUCGCCGCCUCCUUCUGCUCUACACCGCCACCACUUUCACCAGCAAAGGACACACAAGCAGCCUUAGCAAUAAUAACAACAAUAUAUCUAAGAGCAAUGAGAGCACCGAAAGCAAGACCAGAGAAAGCAGCAGCAGCAGCAUGAGUUUUGAUGGUAGUGAAGAAGUUUAUUCAGACACAAGGCAGCAGUUGGAGUGCGUGGCAGCAAUGCACAGAGCGCUGCUGGAGGAAUCUCUCAAGGUGGUUCUGGUUGAGUUGGAAGAAGUCACCCGGGCUCAGCUGGCUCUUUUCCCAGAGUCAGUGCGUCACCUGAGGAAGAAGCAGGGCGCUGUGUGUUGGUGGAAGAACCCAACGGCGAGUCAGAGGACAUGUAUGAAGAGGAGAGAGGACGAGGAGAAAAGUGGACAAAACACACAGUUGUCGCCAUCCCUCUCCCCUUCCUCCAGGUUUUGGAAGGAGAUGAGGUAUCAUAUGCCAGUGAGGGGCAAGAGGGUGGUGUACCCCGAGAAAUCUCCCCUUCUAAACUUAUGAUGGAGUUAUAAUAUUUAUGUGUCAACUGUUUGACCAGACAGGAGGGUUUCCAAUGCAAAUGUGUAUGGUAGUGAAUGCCCUCACAUGCAGACAGUUAAAAAAAACUGUGCUGUCACCAGAAGCAUUCCAAGUCAAGGUUACAACCUUGGCCAUAACAUACUCUUACAAAUGUCCACUCGACAGAUAUAUUCUUCCUUUAGCUUCUAAUUGUGUAACUGCUCAAGUAGCACAUUUCUGACAGCAAAAGGUCCUAUUUGUACCAUGUACAGCAUGCGCUAAAGGCAAAGUAACGGAUCAAGAAAAGGUGGGAGAUGCUUUGCUCAAAGACUCUAUGACGGUAGCUCACAUCUGAUGUGAAGAUGUCUGGGCUGUUUUGAGAUUACCUGCAUCGGUACAUGAACUGUUUACCUUCCCUGGCAGGUGGAGACCAUAGACUGUAUGAAAAAUGGACAUAGUCUCCGUGACGUCACCCAUAGGUUUCUGAAGAGAGAUUGUGAAUCUCUGUGUGGUGGCACCAGCCGUUGGGUGGAGGUAGCAGACAUCUAGCAACUAGCCACCUGUGAUGGCGCCCACCUGUCACUCAAAGCAGGCAUUCCCUUAAUUAUGCGUAACUGUAAGCCUUAUUAUAAUUUAAAUGGGUGAGAUUUAUAAAAAAAAAUCACCCCGUACAGUUGUCAUCAACAGGGGAAAUUAGCUAGAGAGACCAAAACAGUUUUUUGUUUCAGGCUGUAAAUAUGUUGUUUAUUUCUACUGUAAAGUUAGGCAUUUUAAUAUGAAGUUUAUGUGGACUGAAUUUCUUUUGGAGCCCUCCUUAAGUGGCCAUUGGAGGAACUACAGUUUUUGGCACUUCCACGUUUAGCUUAAUUUUUCAGCCCUGGAGGUUGAGGCUUGGCGGAGAUAAAUGAUGUGGACAAAGGACGACUCAGGAAUCAAACCAAAUGAUUAAAUGUAACUGUAAAAUGUACAUAUGUAUGAUAAAAUGUUUAAAUAUGUAAAAAGAAAGAAAUAUUUCUACAGCAUCAUAAGAAGCCAAGAAGCUAAUUUCAUUUUAAAUGUACUGGCAUUUCUGUUAUGAGUGUGUUAUGUUACGUUAUUGAACUACAGAUGAGGAACAGUAAAGAGCAACAGCCAAGGAGGGAAACGUUUAUGUGUUGAUUUGUAUUAAAUGUUAUUUAUAAGGCAUUUCUUGUAACAAAGCA
This is a messenger RNA of Micropterus salmoides (largemouth bass), 5269 nucleotides long. RefSeq names its product interleukin-1 receptor type 1-like. Gene Ontology annotation, molecular function: interleukin-1 receptor activity. The record is from RefSeq and is a predicted model, not a curated record. Bases 2145 to 4070 code for a protein of 641 amino acids. Lineage: Eukaryota; Metazoa; Chordata; Actinopteri; Centrarchiformes; Centrarchidae. The transcript is spliced from 12 exons. Gene Ontology annotation, biological process: signal transduction.